AUGGAUAACCACUCGUACAGCUUCCCCUCAGACUGCGCCCCCCUGACCCCCCCGGGUCAGUCCGGGAGGAAGGGGGGGUCCACUGUGGUCCACAUGAGCGACACCCGGAGGGAACCUCGAGAUUAUUUGGUCUGGUCUCUCUGCAACACGCUCUACGUCAACUUCUGCUGCCUCGGAUUCAUGGCUCUCAUCUACUCCAUCAAGGCUCGGGACCAGAAGACCCAGGGGAACCUGGUCCUGGCUCAGGAGUGUGCGGACAAAGCUAAAUGGUACAACAUUCUUGCUGCUGGUUGGAACCUGCUGAUCCCUCUGCUGCUGCUGGUCGUGCUGGUCCUGCUCCUCAUCCACCUCGGAUCACAGGGACUACAGGGAUCACAGGGAUCCUUCGACUUCUUUGGAGAAGACGGAUUCCAGAACUUUCUCAAACUCUUCAGCUGGUAG
Knipowitschia caucasica is the source of this 441-nucleotide messenger RNA. NCBI's taxonomy places the organism in Eukaryota, Metazoa, Chordata, Actinopteri, Gobiiformes, Gobiidae. The record is from the annotation of a GenBank genome assembly.